AUGGCAAGCAAUCGAGGGAAUGAAACCUCAAAUAAUGUGCCAGCUGGCCUUCCCGCUUCUUGGUUCACGAGUGCUUUGCCAUCAAGAGAUUCCCUAACGCUUCAGGGACGUGAGUCACUUUCGCAUGCACACCGUCAGCGGGUUUCCAGAAUAACACAGAAUGAGAAUGUUUUGAGAGAUAUAUUCAGAUCAAAUACUAGAAGAACCAACACACGCUCACAAGGACAUGGUAUCGAAAUAAGUUUUCAGAGUGAACCGCAAAAUAUCACGAAUUCGCUACCGAUCGAGUUUGAGGAUGCGGAAAGUAAUUCACAACUUGCUGCCGCGAACGAAACAUCUGGUGCUGAAGAAAUAGCAGAACGAGACGUGGACAUGUUGGAUGGCAUUCCAGGUAUUUUAGAUCUACAGGCAGAGGAUUUAAGGAAGCUUCAAACUUUUCAAAUAACUUUACAGCAGAAGGUACAGGCUUACCUAACGGUGAUAGAAAAAAGACGAAAUGGGAUUUUGGGUGAAAUAGGGAUUGACAACAGCAAGCUUGAGAAAAUGCAAUUAGCUGAUUCUCCUCAAGCGAUUAAUUUUUUGAAUAAGCUGCAAAGGAUAAGACUUCGGGCCAUCGAAACGGAAACGAUGGAAUUACAACGUCUACGUAUGAAAUUUUUGACAGUAGUAGAGGAGUAUAGAAAGGCUAUGAAUGAGUAUUGUCAGGCAAGAGUGGAAGGCAGAGAAAUGCAGAACCCAACGGACUUUUUUCAGCAUUGGAUCGAGUCCUUAGAUCCAAAUGAAGUUUCUGUCUCAGAAGGAUUGCAAGAAUUAUCGUCUUGUUCAAAACUUCUCAUGACCAAUUUAUUAGCAGCAACGCAGUUUACCAAAAAGCCGAAUUUCAAAAAUGCUGUGUUUCCCUUAAACCAUCUUCCAUCAGAAAUUUUGCAUUUAGUGUUAGAAAAACUUAGUCAUAAAUCAGAUAUUGGAAGCUUAUUGACUGUGUGUAAGCUUUGGGCCCACAUAAUAGUGAAAAUUCUAUAUUACAGACCUCACAUCAAUAAGAAAUUACCACUCGAUUUAUUUAUGAGAACCAUGAGUAUCUCUUCUCAACAGACUGUCUUUGGAUAUAGAUCAAUGAUUAAGAGACUUAAUUUUUCGUUCGUGGGUGAUCACAUGCAUGAUGAAGAACUAUACCAUUUUGUGGGCUGCAAAAACUUGGAGAGACUGACACUUGUCUUUUGUAAACAUAUUACAAGUAAAUCCAUAUCAGAAGUCUUGAAAGGAUGUAAAUUUUUACAAAGUGUCGAUAUAACGGGUAUAAAGGAGAUUUCUGAUGACAUAUUUGAUACAUUGGCCGAAAAUUGCCCUCGUGUUCAAGGUUUUUAUGUCCCGCAAGCCAAAAACGUUACACCAAGGGCUUUGAAAAAUUUUAUUACUCAUGCACCAAUGUUGAAACGAGUCAAAAUUACGGCCAACAAUAAUAUGAAUGAUGAAAUUGUUGAUCUUUUCGCGGAAAAAUGUCCCAUGUUAGUAGAAGUUGAUAUUACAUUGACUCCAAAUGUUCAUGAUCACAGUCUAUUGAAGUUAUUCUCGAAGUUGAGUCAGUUGCGAGAAUUCCGAAUUACUCAUAAUACGAACGUGUCCGAUAAGCUCUUUGUGGAUCUAGUAAAAACUGUAAGUUUGCUGCCUUCUUUAAGGUUACUGGAUUUAUCUGGUUGCGAAAACAUUACAGAUAAGACUAUUGAGAGGGUAGUUUCACUUGCUCCAAAAUUGAGAAACGUAUUUUUGGGUAAAUGUAGCAGAAUAACAGACGAUUCAUUACACCAUCUUGCUAAACUGGGGAAAAAUUUGCAAACUGUCCAUUUUGGACAUUGUUUUAAUAUUAGUGACCAAGGUGUAAGGGUACUGGUGCAAUCUUGUCCAAGAAUCCAGUAUGUGGACUUUGCCUGCUGUACUAAUUUAACCAAUAGAACGCUUUAUGAAUUAUCAGAUCUCACUAAACUUAAGAGAAUUGGUCUAGUCAAGUGUUCGCAAAUGACUGAUGAGGGCCUGUUAAACAUGAUAUCUUUACGUGGAAGGAAUGAUAGUUUAGAGAGGGUUCAUUUAUCCUAUUGCUCAAAUUUAACCAUCUACCCCAUAUAUGAACUAUUAAUGGCAUGUCCAAGGCUGUCUCAUUUAUCAUUAACGGCAGUACCAUCAUUUUUGAGACCAGAUAUCACUGCAUUCUGCAGGCUAGCUCCCUCCGAUUUUAGUGAGAAUCAGCGGCAAAUAUUCUGUGUAUUUUCCGGUAAAGGAGUGCACAAACUUCGUCAUUAUUUGAUGAGUCUAACAACACCUACAAGUGGACCGCAAACUGACCUUCGCGAAAUUUUAACGAAAUAUAUUGCGUCUAAGAGCAUGUUACAUGAGAAUGAGGAUAUGGAAGAAGGUAUUAAUAGAAUAACGAGAGAACUCAACCAAGAUACAGCUGCAAUAUUAGCUGCGACAGGUCUAAGCCAGAUUAACGGUGUAAAUAAUGAUUUUCUGUUCCAGAAUAUUGACUUUGAUCGAUUAGACAACGUUUUUAGUUGGUACGAAAAAACUUCAGUAAAUACUCGCAUGACUAUGGAGGAGAUAGAUCGACUGGUGUCUAUGGUCGAUAGAAAGUUUUGUGAAGAUCCUUUUGAAGAAGAAUACGAUGAUAUGGAUUCUAUUGUUGCCCCCGGCGCAAAUCCAUUUUUCAACAAAGAGUUGUGCUACAUAGUCAGAAAAUUACAUGAAGUUGAUGAUAGGGUAAACGACUUUGAAGUAAACGUUGCCAGCUUAGCACGUGUUCAGUUUCAAUUCACUGGCUUUUUACUUCACGAAAUGGCUCAAAUAUAUAUGCAAAUGGUUGAACUCAAUAGGCAGACAUCCCAAAUACAAGAUCGCGUUUAUGCCUCGGAAAAUAGCUCGGAUAUUAAUGGCUAUUCAAUAUGGAGACUGAUGUUCAUUGAAAAGUUUGUCGAUCUUCUCAAGAAAUACAAGCUUUCAACGGUAGUUCUAAGACUAUAUCUGAAGGAUAGCAUCACCUUAUUAACAAGGCAGAGAGAAAUUUUGCUUGCACAGCAACGAACAUCAUGGCAUGAAAAUGGUGAGACAAAUGACCCUAAUUUAUGGCAGCAAUUUGGUGACCGAAUUCAAAUUUCGCCAGAUCAGAUGCGAAUAAUUCAAUUUGGAUUACGGGGCCAAACAGCCUUGGGAGCGAACGGACUACAAGACCUUCCAGGUACUAAUAAUAACGAUAAUACUGAAGAUCGCGCAGAAACUCCGGAAGACGAUACGGUGUUAGAAGAGUCUUGA
Molecule: messenger RNA, 3303 nt
Organism: Zygotorulaspora mrakii
Lineage: Eukaryota; Fungi; Ascomycota; Saccharomycetes; Saccharomycetales; Saccharomycetaceae
Gene: GRR1
Product: SCF ubiquitin ligase complex subunit GRR1
Exons: 1
Coding region: 1-3303 (1100 amino acids)
Biological process (GO): SCF-dependent proteasomal ubiquitin-dependent protein catabolic process
Cellular component (GO): SCF ubiquitin ligase complex
Molecular function (GO): protein binding
Source: RefSeq, a predicted model, not a curated record